CGAGCUGUGGCGGCCCCGCGCCCAGGUGAGGCGCGGCCCGGCCCGGCCCGGCGGGAGGCGGUGGUCGCGGCCGUGAGCGAGCGGUGGCGGCCCUGGGGCCCCGGGACUGUGCUGUACCUGUGCCUCAAUGGAAAAGGUGCUAAAAGCUGCCCACGGCACUAUGGAAACACUCAGACAAAAUAGACAUCUACUGACACCCGUGAGGAAUUGUUGGGCAGAGUGACAGAAAUGAAGAGCUUCAACCAUCGCUUCAACCAUCGCUUCAGUAUGGCGGCAGCUGAAUCUGACAAAGACUCGGGAUAUUCAGAUGGAAGUUCAGAAUGCCCAAGUGCUAUGGAGCAGACGGACUCCGAGGAUGUGCUGAAUGCGCUGUGUUGGAAUGCAGAGGAUGGGCCUUGGCAAUGCCCAAGGACCACAAGCAGCUCCUUUCCUGCACUGUCUUCUAUGGUUGUUAUGAAAAAUGUGUUGGUUAAGCAGGGGAGUUCAUCAGAGCUCCAGUCUUGGACUGUGCAGCCAUCCUUUGAAGUGAUUCCAGCUCAGCCACAGCUAGUGUUUCUUCGUCCAUCAAUCCCACCUCCCAUUAAUCCUCACCCUGUUGGGAAAAAGAGAAAUGACUCCACUAAUUACCUGCCCAUCCUGAAUUCUUAUCCCAAAAUAGCACCACAGCCCUGCAAAAGAGAUCACUCCUUUGAUCAAGAAGAAUGUCAGGAAACCGCUUGCCAUAAACGACUCUGCACAGAAGCACCCAAGAUUGAGACUUCUCCUGGACUGAUGAGCACAGGCUUGCCUACUAGUUCUUUUUCCCACCUACCAGUUAGCUUUAAGACCCCUCAGGAUUCUAGCCAGCAAAGUCCUUCAGCUCUGGUGACAAGUGGAAAACUGUCAGCUCUUCCUGGUUUUCAUCAUGUUUCCAGUGAUGCUCAGAAAGCGCCAGGUUUGACUCCCCUUUUGCCUUUUGGAACUCUGCAGGCAGCAAAGUGCGCCCUUCAUGAGAGCGAGAAUGCGUCACAGACUACAAUGCCUUCUGCAGUGUGGAGCCCUCCGUUGACACCAGAAGAGAUUUGCACUACCCCUGAGCUGCUCUUGCAGCAGCAAAGCAAGUGCAGACGCUUUCAGAAUACACUUGUUGUGCUGCGCAGGUCGGGAUUGCUGGAGAUCACUUUAAAAACCAAGGAGCUCAUUCAUCAGAACCAGGUCACGCAGGCUGAGCUGGACCAGCUGAAGCACCAAACACAGCUUUUCAUAGAGGCAAUAAAGAGCAAUGCUCCACAGUCAUGGGCAGAGCUAGAAGCAUCCCUAACAGGAUCUGAUAAAGCUGAUAGCAACCUCGAAGACCCCACUUAUCCCAACAUGUAGUAAAAAUGUGCAGAGCUGUUGGUCAAGUUAUUUCUGUGCCUCCUUUUUCCUGUCUCAGACUUCUACUUGAGCAUUUUUUGAUUCCAAGAUUUGUAAAGUUGCAUUGCCAUUAACAGUUUGUCUUCAGAGCCAGCUGUGGGACUGGAAUAGCAUGGUGGGUUCCAGGCAGAAUGGGUACUUAGUACUGCAGUGUGACCUUGAAUUUCAUGCUAAUUCUGUGUAAUUCCUUGGUCUGAAGAAGUUUGUAUAUGCUCUGCUAGCAUGUUCCCAUUCUUGAAGUGAAGACAGUCAUUUGCAGUAUUCUGCAAGCAUCUUCUUAUUCCCAUCUUCAUAUAGUUGGUUCUGAGAGUGCAGCAACAGAACAGGCCCCACUGUUGGGCCAUCAUCAGUUCCAAGUAGGUGAAAGGAGUUGGUGUGAGGUGAAAUUAAGUCCUUCUCCCAUCUCCUUCCUUAUUUUUUUAUUUAGAGAAAUUGAAUAGAGAGGAGAAUUUGAAGUUCAGAGUAUGUAUUUUUAGGAAGCGAUUGCCCUAGAAAACAAGAUGAUGGGCUCAGGGUACCUAGAGAUGAAAGAGGCAGAAAAAGUGAAGUCCAAUCGUAGCUUGAGACCAGGAAAAAUGAGUCUACCAGUGACCUUCUCCAUUCUAUUUCCAAUGCUCUAAUAGAGUAAAAAGGAAUGAAAAACUUGCUUUGCAGGGCAGUACCCUCUGACUUAGGGAGAUUUAGCUGGUGGAAAUCUCUCAUAGUCCAUAUAGUACCGCAUGGACUUUUUCUCUGACAGUAUGGAGGUUGGGCUGAAGUGGGUGUGCUUACAGCUAAUGGGCCUUUCUGCUGGUGUAAUUUGUAUAAAUAUAUUUUCAAUAAAUCUGUGAAUAAAGUUCAGCAGCUGGUUAGAAAUCUCCUACUGGGCAUCAGUCCAGACUUAAAUAGUAUUUACUGAACUAGAAAAAUCCACUCUGGAACUCAUACUUAAAUCUGGGGCUCCUUAGAAAGCAUAUCCCUGGAUAAUGGGAAACCUUAACAUCUAUACAAAAAUAAGGAUAUUGCAGGUCUCUGGUGAUAAAUAUGUUAUCAGGUACCAUUCUGUUCAGUUUUCUUAGCUGCCUUUAUUCCUGGGAGCCCUGAUAAAGCUUUAAAACAACAAGGGCUUUCCUUUCUUGGCUGCAAUAUAAUAAAAUAGGUUAGCUUGGAAAUGCAUUUGGAAAAUUAGUUGACUACAUCAGGACCAGGAUAAGUCCAGAUUCUGCGCAGGAUCUGAAAGUGGUCCAGUAGAUUUGAACAGAAAUGUUAGUCUCUGAAUGGAAACUGUAAACAGUGAACUCACGGUUUCUUUUGAUCGUCAAAGCAGCAAGAUUUGGUGUUAACAUGUUAGCUGAAGACAGUCUUGGUCUGAUCAGUCAGAUGGCCUGCUGCAGCUUCAGCUAUUGUUGACAACUUACAAGUGGAGUAGCUUGAUGGGUCAGACAGACUGGUUUUUGUAUUAAGUUUUAAUAAAUGUUGGUAUUUUUGAUUACUUUUAUUAUGUCUUUUUGAAAUUCUACUGUUCUAGUUGGAAUGUAGGUAUUUUCUGUACUUUCAAAGCCCGUUGCUAGCUCUGAAUACAGUAGCCUAACACCUCUGUUAUAGAACAUGACCUUUUUGCUAAAACUUUACAGAAAUUGACUGUGAAAUAUGAAUGAAAUAAAGUAUGUCCUUGAAAAGUU
Molecule: messenger RNA, 3056 nt
Organism: Pyrgilauda ruficollis (rufous-necked snowfinch)
Lineage: Eukaryota; Metazoa; Chordata; Aves; Passeriformes; Passeridae
Gene: CIPC
Product: CLOCK interacting pacemaker
Exons: 4
Coding region: 229-1356 (375 amino acids)
Biological process (GO): negative regulation of DNA-templated transcription; negative regulation of circadian rhythm
Cellular component (GO): nucleus
Source: RefSeq, a predicted model, not a curated record